CUCGCCUUAAUUAUCCGAUUUACAGUUUUUUCUUUCUCUUUUCAAAUUCCAAGUCGGUCGCGAAUUUAGGGUGCCCUAAUUUCACGCGCCCUUGUCCGUAGCGCGGCCACCGCCGCCCACCACUGUCCCCCUCUACCCAAACCGCGGUGUUAUCCCACGCGCUGUCUCCCAUCCCAUCCCAGCAAACAGUUGUCCACUGUGCCAUUGGGUACCCUUUUGACUUCUUGAACUGAAUCGAAAUAAUUUCGAUUCUGUACGUUCUUGGCGGUGAUGAUAGAAGAAAUAGAAGAAGAUGAAGGGGGAGAAGACGAAAUUGGAAGGGGGGAAAUCGAUGGUGUCGAAGAAGAUGAAGUGGGCGGGCCUUGUGGGUCUUUUCGUCUCCGCUUUCUCUCUCGUUGCCCACUUCCUUCUUGCCCGGCGCACUCACGGCGGCGGCGGCGGCGGCCCAGUUUCGGAGUUCCAGUCUUCUCUCACUCUCUUAUCAUGGAUGCCCGUUUUUGAGAAUGCGGAUCUUCUCAAGACUAGUCGAAUUUAUGGAAGGCUCUGGGGUCCAGUUAGGCGUCUUGAAUAUUUACAGCCUCUUGCAAAUCCCGGAUCCAACUAUCCAGCUCCUGAAGUGCAACCAAGUGGGUUUAUCUUCGUCAGGAUACGAGGUGGUUUCCAUGAGAUUAGGAAUUCGAUAUGUGAUGUUGUUGCUGUUGUGCGGCUUCUCAAUGCUACGCUUGUCAUUCCGGAGAUUCAGUCAACCACAAGCAGCAAGGGAAUCAGUUCAGAAUUCAAGAGCUUUGCGUACUUGUACAAUGAGGAUCAGUUCAUGGCAGCAUUGGCAAAAGAUGUGAAGAUUGUGAAAACACUUCCAAAGAAUCUUAAAGGAGCAAGGAGAAAGAAAGAGAUCCCUUCAUUUAGAGUGGCCCACUCGGCAUCGCCACAUUUUUACCUGCAUCAUGUUCUACCUGUUUUGACACAUCACUCUGUUGUUGAGCUUAUUGUUUCUGAUGGUGGAUGUUUGCAGUCCACAUUGCCACCACUUCUUAUGGAAUACCAAAAGCUGAGAUGUAGGGUUGCUUUUCAUGCCCUAAGAUUCAGAGAAGAAGUUCAAGAACUUGCUGUUAAAAUUUUGAAUAGAUUAAGAGCUUCAGGGAGGCCAUUUUUAGCAUAUGAUCCGGGGAUGACAAGAGAUUCCUUGGCAUAUUACGGUUGUGCAGAGCUUUUUCAGGAUGUGCAUACCGAGCUUAUCUUGCACCGAAGAUCGUGGAUGAUCAAACACAGAAUAGUGAAGGGAAAUCUAUCUGUGGAUUCUGCCAAACAGCGCCUUAAUGGCUUGUGUCCUCUUAUGCCAGAAGAGGUAGGAAUUCUUCUGCGAGCAUAUGGUUAUAAACCUGACACUGUCAUUUACAUAUCCGGUGGGGAAAUCUUUGGCGGGCGUAAGAAAUUAGUUCCCCUCCAUGCUAUGUUUGAGAAUGUUGUUGAUAGAACGUCCUUAAGCACUCCAUGGGAGCUGAGUAAAAUGUACGGGCGCGAGACUACCGUCAUUGACAAAUACCCAAAAUACCCUUUGACAAAAGAGGAAAGAAAAUUUCAAGACUGGAAAACCUUGGGCCCACGCCCCCGCCCUCUGGCCCCUCCCCCGGCACGGCCCAAAUACCCAUAUAACAUUGAAGGGUGGUGGGGAUGGGUGGCUGAGAGUGAUUAUGAGCCAGAGAGCAGCGUCGAAGAAUUGAGGACUAAUGCGCACAAGUUGCUGUGGGAGGCCGUGGACUACAUUGUUUGUCUUGAAGCUGAUGCUUUCAUUGCUGGGUUUGAUAGGGAUGGUAAAGGACACCCUAAUUUUGCUAGUCUUGUAAUGGGACAUAGGCUUUAUCACUUUGCUCCUUCAAGAACAUACAGACCAAACAGAAAAGAAACUGUGAAGCUUUUUGAAGAGAUUCGCGAUAAUUUGUAUCAGGCCAACCGUACUUGGAUCAGAUCUCUACGUAAGAGCCUGAGGAGAAAUUUGGUUGAUGGCUUUCUGGGGGAAUCAAAGAGAACCAAAUUGCUCUCCCUUGUUGCUUUUCCUUUCCCUGAAUGUUUUUGCACGAGCCGUGCUCCCACAGAAACAUCUGAUUCUCUUGGAGUUCUUCCUCACUGCCCUCCAUGGAUGAAUGCUCACAAUGCCAUGUCUCAAACGAAAGAUGAAAAUGAUGAAGAUGCCGAUGAAGAAGAAGAUGACUUGUCUUCUGGUUUGUUCUUCAGGCAAAGCAAUGGCAGUAACCGUGAAGUUGACAGCGGAGAGAUGAACAACAAGGAAGAAACUCUAGUGGAAGAUCAAGAAGAGCUCGAUGGGGGAGAAAGAUGAGUAAUAAUACUCCCUCCGUUCGUAUAACAAGACAUUCUAGGUAAAUUGGAAAAAUGAAUGAAUGUAGACAUAAAGCAUGUCUACAUUCAUUCAUUUUUCAAUGUAUCAAGAAAGUUUUCCAUUUCUCAGUCUCUCUACUUUGUAGUAGGGGUAAGGUCUGCGUACACAAAUCCUACCCAGACCCUACUUUUGUGUGUGAUUUAACUGGGUUUGUUGAACAAGAUUCCCAUUUGUGGAAGAUGAUGGCUGUGGAUUCAAAGAUGAUCCUGAGAAUGGUAACUCUGACUCCUGAGAUGAUGACUGUGUGUUAAAUUUAUGAAGAUUCAUUAAAUCGGGCCGAAGAAAACGAUGGAUAUACAGAUGAACAGAUGAAACACAUUGGCUGAAGGAGAAUUGACAGCAUAGUUUUUUUUGUAGAUAAACUAUUCAAUUGUAGCUAUAUUGGAACAAUCAUAUCAUUGUCUCUUCUAAAAAUCUUGCAUUCCAAGUUCUCUGUACUAUUUUCUUCUUUUCUGCCUCUCAAGAAUGAAUGAUUCCUUUCUUA
This is a messenger RNA of Cuscuta campestris, 2879 nucleotides long. The record is from the annotation of a GenBank genome assembly. Lineage: Eukaryota; Viridiplantae; Streptophyta; Magnoliopsida; Solanales; Convolvulaceae.